AUGCCGAGCCUCAUUCUUCGCCCCUCACACGAAGAUACCCAGAUAGCCCUUGCUCCAGCUGCGCUGCUGGAUGCCUCAGGCAGCCAAUCCUCCGCCCCUUUGUUCGACCACCUCAUGCCUCUCAACCAGCUCAACUCACUCACCCAUGUUAAAUCUACCAAUUGUUCUUACAUUUCCAUUGAAACCCUGUCCGACACUAUGGAUACCAACGCGCUUAUCGAUCUCGUCCACGAAGUGCAGGGCGCAAUUUGGGUUGAUAAGAUCAAUGAGACCCACCGAGCAGGCCGCCUUUGCGAAUGGGUGUCAACUUUCCACCCUGACAAGCUUCUCUGUAAGCUUGAGGGAACGUUUCACCAUGGCGCAUUCAAUGCCGGCGUGAAAAUGGCAUUUAACGACGGCAUGGCCUGGAUGGUGCGUUUUCCCCGUGUGGGGAUGGUCUGUGACGACUACACAGACGAAAAGGUUGCGAUGGAGGUAACGGCCCUAGAUCUUGUCCGCCAAAGAACUACUAUUCCUGUCCCGAGAGUCUGGGCGUGGGGGCCCGCUAGCAGCAAUUCUCUUGGCCUCGGUCCAUUUAUUAUUAUGGACUUUAUCAAUGGCAUAAGUCUUAGUGAUCUUCUCCGGGAUCCUCAUGCGGAAUGUCCUACCAGGGUUAUACGGGAGGAUAUUAGCGAUGAUGAUAUUGGCUUUAUUUACAGACAGCUGGCCAACUUCUUACUACAGCUUUUCAAGCUCGAUUUUGACUCUAUUGGCAGCCUACCAUCGGCACAAGCUGAAGCCGAGGACACUACACGAUCACGUCCACUAACAUUCAAAGUACACCAUAUUCUCCAAGAUGGAGGAGUUGACACUUUCGGUGACCGAGCCCAAGGAUUUACCACAACCACCCAGUACUUCCAAUAUCUUGCCGAGCAGGACUGGGAGCAACUUCGUCACCAAAAAAACUCUAUUUUUGGUAAAUAUAACGCUAAAACUAAAUAUCUCGCAUUCAAGGUCCUGAAAACCUUUAUCCCUGACUUGAUUCACGCGAAAUAUGACCGUGGCAAGUUUAAACUGAUUUGCGAUGAUCUGGGCCUAGCAAAUCUGAUCGUGCGUGGUAAGGGAGAUUUCACUGUUGUUGGAGUCGUAGAUCUCGAGUGGUCCUAUAUCGGGCCUGCCCAGUUGUUUGGCUCGGCGCCAUGGUGGCUUCUUCAGGAUAGGCCGGUUAACACCGCGUGGGAGUACCAGGAUGGCGAGCCUCCUAGGGUUGCUUCCCGGUACUUUAAAUACCUGGAUAUUUUUGUACGUGUUUUGGAGGAGGAAGAGGCAAAAUUACCCGAUCACAAAGAGAAAGAGCUCUCGUGUCUUAUCAAGUGGUCACGAGAGUCCGGGGCCAUGUGGCUACAUAUGCUGCUUUCAUCGGGCUUUAACGAUCAUCAUAGUUUUCCUUUUGUCCAGCUCCGUCAACAUUUAGGGACAGAAUGGGCAAAACGUGAGGAGGAACUGGAUGAUGAAGAAGAGCAUACGGCAUUUGCGUUGCAGAAGAUAACCGAGUUAGAGAGGUACGAUGAAGCCCUGGCGAAGCUCGAAGAGAACAAGGUGCUCAUGGACAAUGGGAACAUGACCAAGGAGGAAUUCAUCACCAGAGCUCUGGCAGAAGGCGACUAUUUCUCGUCUUCUAAGGGCAGUUAG
Molecule: messenger RNA, 1671 nt
Organism: Aspergillus bombycis
Lineage: Eukaryota; Fungi; Ascomycota; Eurotiomycetes; Eurotiales; Aspergillaceae
Product: phosphotransferase family protein
Exons: 2
Coding region: 1-1671 (556 amino acids)
Source: RefSeq, a predicted model, not a curated record